ACGCCUCUUACAAAGGCUUAUGCACACAUGCGCACACACACACACACACAUGCACAUACACUUUUACCACACACCUGCUUGUUUGUAGACGCUGAACCUAAUUCACUGAACAUCGCUGCAACAGCACCGGCUUCAAAACUGGGACGAUGGACACCGCAGAGUUUCGGCGCUUGGGGAAGCUGAUGGUGGACUAUGUGGUGGACUACCUGGAAAACAUAGAAGAGCGACAGGUGUACCCGGAUGUGGAACCGGGUUAUCUUCAUCACUUAAUUCCCACUGAGGCCCCCCAGGAACCAGAGUCAUAUGAGGAGAUUAUGAAAGACGUGGAGAGGGUCAUAAUGCCUGGGAUGACGCACUGGCAAAGCCCAUACUUCUAUGCUUACUUUCCAGCAGCCUUGUCUUAUCCUUCCAUGCUUGCUGACAUGCUGUGUGGAGCCACCAGUUGUAUGGGAUUCUCAUGGAGCACAGCCUGUGAAGCCACCCUGAUGUCCCUGCUUGCUGCUCGCUGUAAGACGGUUGAUCGAGUACAAGAAUCCAACCCCAAUUUUACAGAGGCUGACAUCAUCCGCAAACUGGUGGCUUAUACCUCAGAACAGGCUCAUUCGUCAGUGGAACGUGCUGGUCUGAUUGGAUGCGUGAACAUGAGGAAAGUUCCAGUUGACAACACAUACGCUGUCCGAGGAGAAAUGCUGCAGAAAUUAGUGGAUGAGGACAAGGAGGCCGGACUUAUCCCUUUUUAUUUUGCAGACUCAUUCAACUUCAACCCACACAAAUGGCUUUUAAUCAACUUUGACUGCUCCGCAAUGUGGGUGAAGAAAAGAGCUGACAUUAUCGGAGCCUUCAAGGUGAAUCCAGUCUACCUGAGACGUGAAAAUCAAGAGUCAGGUCUGGUCACAGACUACAGGCACUGGCAGAUUCCACUGGGAAGAAGGUUCCGUUCACUGAAGAUGUGGUUUGUUUUUCGUAUGUAUGGAAUCAAAGGCCUGCAGGAUCACAUACGCAAGGGCUCCAAUGAACUGAACAAGGCACUGCUGGAUAAGAUCAACACCAGCAAAGAGAUUCAUCUGGUGCCUUGCAAGCUUUCUGGCCGCUUCGUUCUACGUUUUGCCAUCUGUGCGCACAGUACCGACUCCCAUCACAUCCAAAAAGCUUGGUGCCACAUCACACAGCUGGCUUUUGAGCUUCUGCAAGAUUCCCAGUUUAAUGACCAAAAUCCAGAGAGUUGCCUAUGAGUCUCUCUGCAGACACCGCUGGAC
Molecule: messenger RNA, 1256 nt
Organism: Thalassophryne amazonica
Lineage: Eukaryota; Metazoa; Chordata; Actinopteri; Batrachoidiformes; Batrachoididae
Product: aromatic-L-amino-acid decarboxylase-like
Exons: 10
Coding region: 147-1232 (361 amino acids)
Biological process (GO): catecholamine metabolic process; serotonin biosynthetic process; amino acid metabolic process
Molecular function (GO): aromatic-L-amino-acid decarboxylase activity; pyridoxal phosphate binding
Source: RefSeq, a predicted model, not a curated record